UUUCUCACUUUAUUGCCACAAUCACACAUGCAACACACUGACACAUUCUUCAUACUUGUCACACACCGAACCUAUAAAUCACUUUUCGAAUGCAACCUGAAUUAGUGGUGAGAAGAGAAUCAGCCAUGGGCAGAUCAAAAGGGCAAGUAUACACAUGUUUCGCAUUGAUGCUGGUGUUCUGCAUCAUUGUCGUGUCAGUGUGCAUUUAUCAACAUGGGAAACACAAGUGUCCACAAGAUUCCUUCUCCCACGCUGCAGUGGCUGCAGACACUGGGACAUGUUCACGAAUUGGACGGGACAUGCUUCAAAAAGGGGGUUCAGCAGUAGAUGGCGCCAUCGCUGCUCUGCUCUGUACAUCUCUCCUGAACCCUCAGAGUAUGGGCCUUGGGGGCGGAUCCAUAUUCACAGUGAUGGACAGCACCGGCAAAGUAAAAAUCAUCAAUUCCAGAGAGCGUGUUCCUGAGAAGUCUAACGCUGACACGUUGAAGUCAUGUCCCGAUCCUCACAAUUUUGUGUCAGUUGCUCCCGAUCCAGGUCACCUGUGGAUUGGAAUCCCAGGAGAACUCCGUGGUUAUGAAGAAGCGCACAGGCUUUAUGGCAAGUUGCCUUGGGCAACCCUCUUCCAGCCAAGCAUUCAGCUAGCCAGACGGGGGUUUCCUAUUCCACAGAUCCUUGGUCAAUACCUGCCUUUUACCAACAAGUCACAGCUACUGCGUGAGCUUUUCUCAGAUAAACAUGGAAACCUGCUGAAAAUAGGAGAUUUGGUGAAAUUUGAGACACUAGCCAACACACUGGAGACAAUUGCAAAUCUCGGAGCAGAUGCUUUCUACACUGGAAAAAUAGCCGAAGAUUUAAUCCGAGACAUACAGGAGGCAGGAGGGUCGCUGACUUUGCAGGACUUGGCAUCCUACAGAGCAACAGUGAGCGAUGCAUGGACUAUUCCUCUGGGAGAAUACCAGAUGUAUAUUGCUCCACCCCCUGGAGCUGGAAACAUCCUUAGCCUCGUCCUCAACAUCAUGAAAGGAUAUGAUCUGACUCCGGCAUCCCUGAGAGGUGAACAAAAGACAUUGUUUUAUCACCGUUAUGUUGAAGCUUUCAAGUUUGCUAACGGAUUAAAGAAACAUAACCGCGAUCUUGAGUUCAGUUCAGAACUGACAAAGAAAUUCACAGAGGACAGAAUCGCAGAUCAUAUUCGCAGUUUAAUAGAUGACAAAAUGUCCCAUGAGUUGCAGUAUUACAACACGACACCAUAUCUGGACAGCGUGGGGACCACACACGUGUCAGUGCUGUCCCAAGACGGUUCCGCUGUAUCCGUCACCAGCAGCAUCAACCACAUGUCAGUAUUAUCCGCCAAAUUUCAUGCAUUGUCUACCUGUGAACGGUUACUUCAUUUUCUUUACAGAUUUGGCUCAAGAGUCUUGUCUCCAAGCACCGGAGUCCUCCUCAACAGUCAUCUGUGUGAUUUCUGCGGAAUAGCUGACAGAUUAUUUGCAGGGGAGCAUCCUCCUUCAUCCAUGGCUCCUACUGUGCUCAAGUCUAAGUCAAAGGUGCUGGUUAUUGGAUCAACUGGUGGCUCUAUGAUCACCACUGGAAUGGCCUCAGCAAUCAUAAACAGCCUUUGGUUUGGAAAGAGCCUUAAGGAGGCUAUCGCCACUCCGAUUCUUUUUGUUAACUCUGAAAAUGCAGUGCAGUUUGAAUCCAACUUUGAUAAGGGUGUAAUCGAGGAAUUGAAAGCUCUGGGACAAAAACAAAAACCUAUGAAGAAGUUGUUCACCGUGCUUAAUGCUGUGGAGAAGGAGGGUAGAUGUAUCCGUGCAGUGUCUGAUUCAAGGAAACUGGGUGAAGCAGCUGGUUACUGAUGGAAUGAUUUGUGGAGCUAAAUUAAUGCAACCUAAUGAAUGUUACCUUGUAAAUAGAACCAAACCUGAAUAUGUAGUAUAUUCAAAAUUGAAGAAGAAAAAAAACCCUAAUUAUUUUGAUGGAGGUAGUGGUUCUCCACUUUUUUUUUUUUUUUUUUAAAUUACAUAGUGGCAUAAAUUAAAUUGAUACUACUAUUUUAACAUUGGACAAUUGCACUAUAUUGCAGCUACAAUUUAGACGAUUUUUUGUCAAAAUUUCAAUAAAAACAAAAUGCAAUUACAAAUUUCACAA
Molecule: messenger RNA, 2151 nt
Organism: Syngnathus typhle (broad-nosed pipefish)
Lineage: Eukaryota; Metazoa; Chordata; Actinopteri; Syngnathiformes; Syngnathidae
Gene: ggt5a
Product: gamma-glutamyltransferase 5a
Exons: 11
Coding region: 90-1859 (589 amino acids)
Biological process (GO): leukotriene D4 biosynthetic process; glutathione catabolic process; inflammatory response
Cellular component (GO): plasma membrane
Molecular function (GO): leukotriene-C(4) hydrolase activity; glutathione gamma-glutamate hydrolase
Source: RefSeq, a predicted model, not a curated record